CUGAAUAUUUUGUUUUGAAUAGUUUAUUUGCGAAGAAAUUUAGAAAUGUCUCUUAUUAAAAAUUUAAUCAAAGAGCCUGAAAUAAAAUCCAAGGUAAAACAUGAUUCUACAAAUAAUAGCGAUGAAGAAAAGAAAGUUAAACCCAUUAUUAAAUCUGCUCUUGAUUUACAACGUUUAAAAUUGGAGAAACUUAUGAAAAAUCCGGAUAAACCUGUAAUCAUUCCAGAACAUAGAAGGGAUAAAGAUUUCAUGCAAAGCGUACCGACAUUCGUUCGAAAUGUAAUGGGCUCAAGCGCUGGUGCAGGUUCCGGUGAAUUUCAUGUGUAUCGUCAUUUACGUAGAAAGGAAUAUGCGAGACAAAAAAUGAUUCAAUCAAAAAGUCAUCAAGAACUAUUGGAUGAUGAAUAUCAACAAAAAAUUGAAGACAAUCGUAGAAUAUCUGAAGAAAAAACCGCAAAAAAGAGAGCAAAACGUUUAAAAAAGAAAGGUCGUGGUAAAAGGACAAAACAGUCUGAUGCAAAAGACAAUGUUGCUAGUGAGGAUGAGAACAGCAAUGAUUCAGAGCCGGAAAUUGAAGAAAAUAAAGGAACAGAAAAUGAAGAUUUUAAUAAGGUAUCAAAUUCAGCACCAGACUUCAAUGUAGACAAAAACGAAAUAGCAAAUAAUGAUAAUACUAAUAAGCAAGAAGAAAAUUUAAAUAAAUGAAUGGUUGAAAUGAUAUAA
This is a messenger RNA of Calliphora vicina (urban bluebottle blowfly), 723 nucleotides long. RefSeq names its product PRKR-interacting protein 1 homolog. Gene Ontology annotation, molecular function: protein kinase binding; protein kinase inhibitor activity; double-stranded RNA binding. The coding region runs from base 46 to 705 and encodes 219 amino acids. Gene Ontology annotation, biological process: negative regulation of protein kinase activity. Gene Ontology annotation, cellular component: nucleolus. The transcript has 2 exons. Lineage: Eukaryota; Metazoa; Arthropoda; Insecta; Diptera; Calliphoridae. The record is from RefSeq and is a predicted model, not a curated record.